CAUGCCCCAUAGUCGUGGUAACUCGGCCGCCGCAACUCGCCUUUUGCAAUUGGACGCAGUAGCAGGAGGUCCUGCUCGUGGCGUCGGUCUUAUCGCGUCGACGUAUCUUAUCCCCCCGCACACAAAGAGCAUGAGCUUGUGUGGCAUUGGUCAUACCACUAUCACGUCGUGUAGGGUCCUCUCUGUUGCGAGGUCAUCGUUCAGCAUAUAAAGCAAGGGCCUUUUCUUCGCCACACCCCUCUCCAUCAGUCAGCAUCACAGCGCCCUCCCUUAUUCCCCUUCCAGUCCUCAACGAUGGCCGACGCCAAGCCCAGCGUGCACACGUACGAGCCAGACACCGACCUGGCCCCGGUCCCAGCCGGCCCUUCGGUCGUCGACAAGAUCAAGCGAUUCGGUCGCAGCCUCGUCUCACGCGAUGCGUGGGUGGGCGACCACGACUAUGCCGCCCUCCUGAUCCCCACGAUCCCGUACCUCACCAAGACCGACCGGGUGCUGCCCUUCUACGGCGUCCACGACAAGGUGCCUUAUCUUCUGCUCAUCAUCCUCGGCCUUCAGCAUGCGCUCGCCAUGGUCGGCGGUGUCGUCACCCCGCCUCUUCUACUGGGCGGAUCGUCGGGCGCGAACCUGGGCAACGCCAACGUGCAGUACCUCAUCUCUGCCUCGCUCAUCUGGUGCGCCGUAGGCACUGCCGUGCAGGCGUCGCGGUUCCGCCUCGGCAAGACUCGCUACUUCCUCGGCACGGGCAUCAUCUCGGUCACUGGCACCUCGUUUGCAUUCGUCAAUGUGGGUCUCUCCUACCUCUCGCAGGCCUAUGCCUCGGGUGUGUGUCCCGUGGCCGAAGACGGCACAUUGCUGCCGUGCCCGCGCGAGUUUGGCGCCAUUCUCGGCACGGCCUGCGUGACCAGUGUCAUCGCCUUCGUCCUGGCCUUUAUCCCGCCCAAAGCCAUCCGUCGCCUGUUCCCGCCGCUCGUCGUGGGCAUGAUGCUCUUCCUCAUCGGCGCUUCCUUGGUCAAGAGCGGCGUCACCAACUGGGCCGGUGGCUCGGGCCCAUGCAUGACCAAUCACGCGCUCAUGUGUCCGUCGAACACGGCGCCCGUCACCAAGCAUCCCUGGGGAAGCGCACCGCUCAUCGGCCUGGGCUUCUCUGCGUUUGCCACCAUUAUCAUCUGCGAGCUGUUUGGCGGUCCCUUUAUCAAGUCGGCCUCUGUCUUCACCGGCCUCGUCGUGGGCAUGGUCAUCGCCGCCGCCACGGGCUACUUCAACGGAGCCACGAUCAAGGCGGCGCCCAGCUUCACCUUUCUCUGGGUCAAGACGUUCCCCCUGGGCAUCCGUGGCCAGCUCGUCCUGCCUAUGCUGGCCGCGUGGACGGUCAUCUGCGCCGAGACGAUCGGAAACGUGACAGCGUCGUGCGAUGUGUCGCAGUUGCCCAUCGAGGGCGAGGAGUUUGAGACGCGCGUCCAGGGCGGCAUGCUGGCCGACGCCAUCUCGGCGAUGCUGGCGCCCCUCGCUACCAUCACACCCUUGACCACCUUCUCGCAGAACGCGGGCGUCAUCGCCCUCACCCGCAACGCCAACCGCAACGCCGCGUACGUCUGUGCCUUUUUCCUGCUCCUGAUGGGCAUCGUGGCCAAGUUUGCCUCCGUCUUUGUCGCCAUGCCCCCAAGCGUCGUGGGCGGCUUCACCACGUUUCUCUUUGGCUCUGUCGCCGUGUCGGGCAUCCGCGUCAUGGCGUAUGCCAAGUGGGACCGGCGGGCGCGGUUCAUCUCCACAUGUGGCAUGUCGCUCGGCCUCGCCUCGCUGUGCGUGCCCAAGUGGUUCAGCUACUUUUUCACCUACGCAGGCAACAACUCGGGUCUCCAGGGCCUCAUCCAGGCCAUUGUCCUCAUCGUCGAGGAGCCGUACCUGAUUGCGUCGCUGAUUGCCAUCCUCCUCAAUGCGCUCCUGCCCCACGAAAAGGCUCCCGAGGAGCAGCAGCCUCUGCAGCAGCAGCAGGCUUCAGAUGCCGCCAGCAGCACCAGUAGUAGCGCUGCCGCCGACGGCGACGACGUCAAAGUCGCGCCUGCCGCGCACUCGGCCGAGACCUGGAACAGCCCCGGCCCGGUCCUGGGUCGGCAUUGAGCCAUCGUAGUCAUGCUGGAGAAGGGGUCAGAGGGUCGCUGUCAUUGCUACGAAUAGAUGUACUGUACAUAAAGACUGCUUG
Acaromyces ingoldii is the source of this 2200-nucleotide messenger RNA. RefSeq names its product putative purine permease. The record is from RefSeq and is a predicted model, not a curated record. NCBI's taxonomy places the organism in Eukaryota, Fungi, Basidiomycota, Exobasidiomycetes, Exobasidiales, Cryptobasidiaceae. Gene Ontology annotation, cellular component: fungal-type vacuole; membrane. The coding region runs from base 295 to 2118 and encodes 607 amino acids. Gene Ontology annotation, molecular function: xanthine transmembrane transporter activity. Gene Ontology annotation, biological process: transmembrane transport; xanthine transport. The transcript has a single exon.